Molecule: messenger RNA, 1744 nt
Organism: Wasmannia auropunctata (little fire ant)
Lineage: Eukaryota; Metazoa; Arthropoda; Insecta; Hymenoptera; Formicidae
Exons: 4
Coding region: 898-1665 (255 amino acids)
Source: RefSeq, a predicted model, not a curated record
AAGCAAUUUAAUUUAUUUGUAAAAGAAAAAUUUAUAAUAAAUUAAAUUGCAUAUAUGUAAGAUAUAUAUAAUAAUCCGUCCUCUUUCUUUUUAGGAGAGGUACUCUUCCCCCUGUUAGAAACAAUAUUAAAGCAACCAGUCUAUGAAAACGACUAGAUAUAUGAUAAUCGGGUUUGUUGUGGCGUUUCAAAGCAAAGUGUGCUAAUAACAAUUAGCACGUUUUUGACGGCAAUGUCGCGCUAUUUUCUUUUAUUAUAAAUUACAAUAGCACAUACCUGUCAGUGAGCGCGAAUUUAAAUAUGUUUUUAAGUGUUUUUACUGCAAUUAUUAAGAUAACUGUGUAUAACUAAAUAAGUAACGGUAUAGUUAUAACAGUUAAUAAUAAUAAUAAUAAUAUUAAUACCGAAUAUGUAAUGAUAUGUACAUUACUUAUGGUAUAAGAGCCCAGGAGCGCUUAUAUAACAUUAAGAAAUCACUAUUAACGGUUAAAACUAUAAAGCCAUAAGUUAAUUUUUUAAGCGACCUGUAAAAGAGUCAAUUCUCAAUUAUCCCUAUACGAUACCUCAUUACAUCAUUAUUCGAUGAAAAAAAACAAUGUUAGCCGAACAUAAAGAAGAUGUCGUAUAUCAAUGAAAUACGCGAUGUUAUAAAAAGUGACUUAUACGCUAUAUACAAGCAAACCAAUGCCAGAUUUAUGUACUACAUGUACGAAAGGAAGACAACAAUGUCGUUUAUAUAAGCCAUAACAAUCAAUAAAAAGAAACCAACUGAAUAUGUCUAUCUUCUAUCUGAAGAAAAGACACUAUCGCGUUUAUCGGACGUCGAGUUUGCUAUGGAAAUACGUUUUGUUUAUCAGCCAAUUUGACGAAGUAUAUCUAUUUUCUAUAAACGAUUAUUAUGACGACCGACGACGUAUCGACUCACGAUAUCGUACGAAUUCUCGAAAAAAAUGUGAGCAUUCUCAAGUCAGAAGGUUACGGUCCAGACAUAUCUCUCGAAUUCCGCGACAGGUUCGAAUUGUUUGGUAAGCUAUCAUGUGAUCUGACAGACAAACUCCAGUCGUUAUUGUACCUAUCCGAGAAUUACACCUCCGCGAGCGACCUUAAGCAGUUCAUAAACGGGAUUGUCGGUGCAUGGAGCUCUAUUAAUAAGCAGGUCUAUGAAAAAUGUUCCAAAAUUCAAAUGGGCAGUCGCACGCUAUCGGGGAUACCGUUAUCGUUGCUCCUUGAAAAAAUAAAGAGAGAGAGUUCUUCAACAAGGGAGUUGUUGCACACAUGCGAGACUAAAUACAGUCAUGAAUAUCUCGCGAGGUGUCACGUUUUGUUAAAUGAAAUCGAGGAUCUGUUACGUAAUCUCGAAAGAUCCGAUGAUAAGUUACAGCAAUACGUAGCUGUUCUGAAGUUGAAUCCAUUCCUUGUUAAGUUAGAAUCCGCUGUAGAUACGUAUAUCUCGAAUGUCGACAUAUCACCGAUCGACCAGUCCAAGUGUCCAAAACUGGACAUUUUUCCAAUUGUCGCGAAACUUCUCACCGGUGAAUUGCUUGACGACGAGCCCAUGGAUCCGUAUCGCGUUUUAGCAGAUAACGCGCCCAGGAAACCAGUUUUCAUUAUUAAAAUAAAACGCCGAACGGACGUUCCAUCGAUGACGGUCGUGGAAACGGUGUAGAAGUGCGAAAUUACGUGUUGCAACGAGAAUAAUAUGUUAUAUACAAGCUAUAUAUAAUAAAUACUUUGUAUUUCAGUAA